Orussus abietinus is the source of this 4536-nucleotide messenger RNA. It is a transcript of the gene dre4, whose product is annotated as FACT complex subunit spt16. The coding region runs from base 213 to 3605 and encodes 1130 amino acids. Gene Ontology annotation, molecular function: nucleosome binding. The record is from RefSeq and is a predicted model, not a curated record. Gene Ontology annotation, biological process: positive regulation of transcription elongation by RNA polymerase II; transcription elongation by RNA polymerase II. Gene Ontology annotation, cellular component: FACT complex. NCBI's taxonomy places the organism in Eukaryota, Metazoa, Arthropoda, Insecta, Hymenoptera, Orussidae. The transcript is spliced from 20 exons.
UUACGAAUCCCGCCAUAUCCGCUCUGGAAGGUGGUUUAUGAACGUAUUUCGCGUUUUAAUGGUUGAAAACAAAGAAAAUGUAGAGUUCUUCCGAGUUAUUUGCGAAUAAUACCUUUCGAGUCAACGAAACUGCUGGGGACAAUUCACAGUUUUAUCAGAAUCCAAGACCGACAUUCGCGUCUCUUUAUUUAACAACCUAAACACACCGAACCAUGGCAAACGUUUCUCUCGAUAAAGACACGUUUUUCCGCCGCAUGAAACGGUUGUAUGCGGCAUGGAAGGAUGGAGAAGCAGGAAUGGAUGACAGUUUUAAUAAAAUGGAUUGUCUAGUAUCUGCUGUCGGCACUGAUGAGGACAUUGUAUAUAGCAAAUCCAUCGCUCUUCAGACUUGGUUGUUAAGUUAUGAACUUACGGAUACUAUCAUGAUACUUGGUGAAAAUUCCAUUAACUUCCUGGCAAGUAAAAAGAAGAUUGAAUUUCUAAGAAAGGUUGAAAAUCAAAAGACUGAAGAUACAGGAGUACCCCCCGUAAAAUUACUUAUGAGAGACAGAAGCGAUGAAGAUAAAGCUAAUUUCGCAAAGCUAAUCGAGGUCGUAAAGAACAGUAAGAAGGGUAAAACCUUAGGAGUGUUCUCGAAAGAAAAUUACCCUGGUGCCUUUAUGGAUGCAUGGAGAGCUGCCUUGAAAGCAGAAUCAUUUGAUACGGUUGAUGUGAGCGCCGCAGCAGCAUAUGUCAUGUGUCCAAAAGAAGAUGCUGAAAUCAUUACAAUAAAAAAGGCGUGCUUGGUAUCCACGGAUGUUUUUACAAAAUAUCUGAAGGAUCAAAUAAUGGAAAUCAUUGACUCGGAUAAAAAAGUGAAACACUCAAAGUUAGCAGAAGGAGUCGAUACCGCUAUAUCCAAUAAGAAAUUUGUCACAGGAGUUGAUGUUACGCAAGUGGAUAUGUGUUAUCCAGCGAUCAUCCAAAGUGGUGGCAAUUAUUCUUUAAAAUUCAGUGUUGUGAGCGAUAAAAACAUUUUGCACUUUGGUGUAAUUAUUUGCUCCCUUGGAGCACGCUACAAGUCAUAUUGUUCUAACAUCGUUCGUACAUUACUUGUCAACCCUACAAAAACGAUUGAGGAAAAUUACAAUUUUCUGUUGCAACUUGAAGAAGAAAUUUUAAAGAAAAUGGUGGCUGGCACGAAAAUAAGCGAAGUUUACGACACUGGCGUUAAGUUCGUUAAAUCGGAAAAGCCAAAUAUGUUGGAUCACUUGACUAAAAGUUUUGGUUUCGCAAUGGGUAUCGAAUUUAGAGAAAGUUCAUUGCUAAUAGCUCCAAAGACUCAUGUUCCGAUCAAAAAAGGAAUGGUAUUUAGCGUCAAUGUUGGCCUUUCCAGUCUUACCAAUCCAGAUGCUACCGAUAAAGAAGGGAAGAUUUAUGCCCUCUUCGUUGGAGACACCGUCAUGGUCAAUGAGGGUCAACCAGCGACCGUGUUAACACCUUCAAAGAAAAAGAUAAAAAAUAUUGGGAUAUUCUUAAAAGACGACGAAGAGGAAGAGGAAGAAGGUAGCGGAAAAGAAAAUGAGCCAAAACCUGAAAUUUUAGGCAGAGGAAAGAGAACUGCGGUAAUUGAAUCAAAGUUAAGAACAGAGCACAGCUCUGAAGAAAAAAGAAAACAACAUCAAAAAGAACUCGCCCAACAAUUAAACGAAAUAGCGAAAGCUCGACUGGCGCAACAAUCCGGUGGCAAAGAACAGGAGAAAAUACGAAAAUCAACUGUAUCAUACAAAAGCCUCAAUCAUAUGCCACGAGAACCAGAAGUUAAAGAAUUGAAACUAUAUGUUGAUAAGAAGUAUGAGACGGUUAUCCUGCCAAUUUUUGGUAUACCCGUACCGUUUCACAUAUCUACAAUCAAGAAUAUUUCCCAGUCCGUAGAAGGAGACUAUACGUAUCUCAGGAUAAACUUCUUCCACCCCGGAGCAACAAUGGGACGAAACGAAGGUGGGACUUAUCCGCAACCCGAUGCCACAUUUGUUAAAGAAGUAACUUAUCGGAGUACAAACACCAAAGAGCCUGGCGAGAUAUCUGCACCGUCGUCAAAUCUCAACACCGCCUUCAGACUCAUUAAGGAAGUUCAAAAGAAGUUUAAGAAUCGUGAAGCCGAGGAAAGGGAAAAGGAAGACUUGGUGAAACAAGACACAUUAGUACUCUCCCAGAACAAAGGAAAUCCGAAACUAAAAGACCUUUAUAUUCGACCGAACAUUGUCACUAAAAGAAUGACUGGAGGAUUAGAAGCUCAUAGCAAUGGCUUCCGUUACACUUCGGUCAGAGGUGACAAAGUCGAUAUACUUUAUAACAAUAUCAAAAACGCCUUCUUCCAGCCUUGUGAUGGGGAAAUGAUAAUACUUCUUCAUUUUCACCUAAAGCAUGCCAUCAUGUUUGGUAAAAAGAAACAUGUAGAUGUACAGUUUUAUACGGAAGUAGGAGAGAUUACAACAGAUCUCGGAAAGCAUCAGCACAUGCACGACCGUGAUGAUCUUGCAGCUGAGCAAUCGGAAAGAGAACUGAGGCACAAACUGAAAACUGCCUUUAAAAGCUUUUGUGAGAAGGUUGAGGGGAUGACCAAGCAAGAGAUCGAAUUUGAUACGCCUUUUAGAGAGUUAGGAUUCCCUGGUGCACCUUACAGGAGCACCGUCCUUUUGCAGCCUACCAGCGGUUGUUUGGUUAAUCUUACCGAAUGGCCUCCAUUUGUGAUCACGUUAGAAGAUGUUGAACUUGUACACUUUGAAAGAGUACAGUUUCAUUUGAAGAACUUCGAUAUGAUAUUUGUCUUCAAGGAUUACCACAGGAAAGUUGCUAUGGUCAACGCUAUUCCCAUGAACAUGCUGGAUCAUGUUAAGGAGUGGUUGAACUCGUGUGAUAUCCGGUAUUCCGAGGGCGUACAGUCAUUGAAUUGGACGAAAAUUAUGAAAACCAUCACGGAUGAUCCAGAAGGAUUUUUUGACAGUGGUGGCUGGACUUUCCUUGAUCCUGAGAGUGAUGCCGAAAAUGAGGAAGUUGAAGAUGAAGAAGAAGAAGAGGACGAUGCUUACGAACCAUCGGACAUGGAGAGCGAAGAAGAGUCUGACGAUGAUUCGGAAUAUUCGGAAGCUUCGGAAGACUCUGAUAGCGAAGAAGAAGAGUUAGGUAGUUCUGAAGAGUCUGGGAAGGAUUGGUCAGACCUAGAGAGGGAAGCAGCAGAAGAGGACAAAGAGAGAGCAGAUGAUCGCUUCCAGGAUGAUUAUAAUUCAAGUAAAAAGAAGAAGUCUAGUAGAAGACAAUCCCCAUCUCCAUCAAAAGACAGGCACAAUUCCAAGCACAAGAAUUCAAGUUCAAAGAGCAAACAUUCAUCUAGCGGAAAAGAUAGGAAAUCAUCGGACAAACAUAGAUCGGAUCGAUCGCGGAGUGGGGGUUCACACAAGAAAGUGUCUCCUUCCAAAUCGUCCAAACACAGUCCCAAAAAGUCCGACAGACACGACAAACACGAUAGGCACGACAAGCACAAAUCGUCACACUCCUCGUCUAGUAGCAAGAAACGCUCGCGCGAAGAUAGUUCUGAGAGAUCCUCCAAGAAAUCCAGGAAGUAAGUGUGAUCGAAAGGAAGCAUUGAACAUUGAGUGCUAGAGUGGAAGCAUAAAUACUUAUGUGGUAUAUAAAUGCGAUUUGUGCAAACUUUCUUACUUUGUACGCUAGAAAUAGACCACGAAGGUUGCACAUUUUCUUGCAUUGACGACAGAUUAAUUCAGCGAGCUUGACAUAUAGGGAGCCCUGUUAUCUCUGUUUCCCCGCUGUGAAUACGAAAAUCAAAUUCCGAUGCCUCGCUUAUACCCAUAAGUGAAAUGCAAAUUUGGCUUAAUCAACGGUUUAUUCUUACGUUCCAUAAGUUCUUAUUAGACUCACUUUUUAGGAUUUCCAAUGAUGGUAUUUUCGCAUUAAGAUUAAACAGUCGUAGCUAUAUUGUUCCGUUAAUUACAUGUUACAUUGAAACUUACGAUUUAGUUAUUUGUGAGAUAUUUUUGAUAAAAAAUAAAAGAAAUCACCUACCACCGAAGGUGACAUGAAUUGUCCAAUUUUUGUAAUUGAAAUAAAUAACAUGUCAUAUUGUGAAAUGCCUUUAUUUCACAUGGAUUGAUUGAUUGAACGUGCUUAUAGAAGUGAAAAUACCAUCAAUGGUACCGUUUAAGAAGGACCAAAGCUAAAAAGAAGGUAUCUUGUGGAAGAAAUGGUAAACCAUGUUCUCGUGAUAAUCUUUGUGCAAGAAGAUGUUCUGCCUCCAAUUAUUUACCGUGUACAAAUAAUACCAUCCACGGGCGUUCGAGGAUCCUUGGUAAUUUCGUUGAUACCUCAUUACCGAAUGUGAAAUAAUUCUUAAGUUAUUUAUCACUACUGUACAAAUAUCCGUCAUGGUUUUUAUAUUUCCAAAAGAAAAAAAAAAUGUGCUGUAAGCAACGUUAACGAGCGAGAUUACCUGUUUUUAUUAAAUAAAUCGAGACCUCAAAAUACCGUACACCCGUGAAA